AUGGGGAUGGGAAUGAAUUUCUCAUUCUGGGAGCUCGUUGCGGAUAAUCAAUCAACAAAGGUGAAAACGGGACCCAACAGGCAGCAGCAGCCUGGCAAAACAAAGAAUAACUCUAAUUUAGGAACAGCUACUGACCUUGAUGAGGUCUUUGAUACAGUUGGACAAUCAAAAUUUGUACUAAAGAACCUUCAAUAUUACACAGACCACCCAAACUUGGCCCGCUAUUAUGAGUCUUUGAAGCCCACACCACUGCAGGUAUUCCUGUUUAAACAAAGGAAAGUCCAAAGCUUCUUGUUAAAAGUAGCAGAAUAUGAUCAGGAUAAGACCCUACUAAUUCUGACCAACAACCCACUUCCCUGUCCCUUUAAUCAACAAGAAGAGGACACCACACCCAAUUACUUUUCUAAGGAGUUUCUGUCCCAGAAAAUGGACCACUCCAAAACCCCUGAAUCUGUCCACCUACCCCCAAUAUCCUCGAGAGAAAGAUCUAGCCCAAGAACUUCCUUCUCAUUUGCAUUGCUGAAGGAUCUCAGGAAGGAACAAUGGUUUAGGUUUUCCAUAAGCAAUGACUUCAAGACUGAAGGGAAAUAUUCAAAGCUCCAUGCUUUGAGGAAACAGAUAAAGACAUACCCUCAUCUCAACUUUGUUUCACUCUACACCAGAGACAAGCAGAAUGAGUCCAAGAAGUCCAAUAAAGAAAAAGCGGUGUCCGUGGUGCGUUUGAAGCCUCUCACCCUGGCAGAGCUCCAGAAGGACGUGACCACCAAGGCGGCCACGCCAGGGGACAGGACCUUUCGUCACGGAAGGGCUAAGCAGUGGAUCCUCCGCGCGCGUCGCAAGGAAGCCUUUGCUCAGCAGGGCAAGAACCCGGAGGUCCCGGGAGAUCCCGGGAGUCAUCGACGCAGGGGCGGGGCCGCGGCUCCCGAGGGGAGGGGGGAAUCGCCUCUGGCCCCGCCCCCCGCGCUGAGUAGGGAGAAGGGGCGUGGCCUCGCCCGCAGAAACCGCGCCGGCCAAUGA
Suncus etruscus (white-toothed pygmy shrew) is the source of this 1017-nucleotide messenger RNA. It is a transcript of the gene TSGA13, whose product is annotated as testis specific 13. The record is from RefSeq and is a predicted model, not a curated record. Bases 1 to 1017 code for a protein of 338 amino acids. The transcript is spliced from 8 exons. NCBI's taxonomy places the organism in Eukaryota, Metazoa, Chordata, Mammalia, Eulipotyphla, Soricidae.